GCGCAUGUGCCACACACGGUGCCUGAGAUUGGGAGCCUGGUGACUGUCAGAGGACGUGCCAGUGGUGCCCGGGUCUGCGGUAUGGAUGGGGCUGCACAACCCCACUAAGACUUGGCUCCAGUCAACCCGAGGAGGGUGCGCCUCUCUGGUCCCUACCGCUGCCCUGUGGGCUAGACCCACAGGCCAGACUCCAUGGACCCGCCGGAGGCCACCUGCUCCAGCCCACCCCUCAGCAUGGAGGCCAGGGCAGCAGCCGCCCGUGGUCUGCUCCUGGACACGUUUGAGCAACUGAGUGAGGCGCAGCUGAAACGCUUCCGCCACAAGCUGCGGGAUGCGAAGCAGGAUGGACGCAGCAUCCCGUGGGGUCAGCUGGAGGGCGCGGAGGUCACGGACCUUGCUGACCGUCUGACCAGCUUCUUCGGGCCGGAGACUGCCCUGGACGUGACGCGCAAGACCUUGAAGAGGGCUGACGUGCGCGACGUGGCUGCACAGCUCAAGGAGCAGCGGCUGCACAGGUUUGGACCCACCCCCUCGGCGCUGCUCACAGAGUACAAGAAGAAGUACCGAGAGCACGUGCUGCGGCGGCACGCCAAGGUGAAGGAGAGGAACGCCCGCUCAGUGAAGAUCAACAAGCGCUUCACCAAGCUGCUCAUCGCGCAUGAGGAGGCCGCCCUGGAGGACCAGCCUGUGUGGCCCCUGGAGGAGCCGCCGCCAGAGCGCGCGCGGCGCUCGGACACCCACACCUUCAACCGCCUGUUCAGCCCCAGCGAGGAUGGGAACUGGCCGCUUACGGUGGUGCUGCAGGGCCCAGCGGGCAUCGGCAAGACCAUGGCCGCCAAGAAAAUCCUGUACGACUGGGCGGCGGGCAAGCUGUACCACAGCCAGGUGGACUUCGCCUUCUUCAUGUCUUGCAGCGAGCUGGUGGAGGGACCCGACACGCGCAGCCUGGCAGACCUGAUCCUCGACCAGUGCCCGAGCCGCAGCGCGCCGGUGCGACUCAUGCUGGCGCAGCCAGAGCGGCUGCUCUUCAUCCUGGACGGCGCGGACGAGCUGCCCAGUGAGGAGGGGCACUGCACCGACCCAUUCCAGGCCACCAGCGGCGCGCAGGUGCUGGGCAGCUUGCUGAGCAAGGAGCUGCUGCCCGAAGCCCGCCUGCUUGUCACCACGCGCGCCGCCCCCAGGACGCUGCGAGGCCAAGAGAACUCCCCGCAGUGCGCCGAGGUGCGCGGCUUCUCCGACAAGGACAAGAAGAAGUACUUCUACAAGUUCUUCCGAGACGACUGGAGGGCGGAGCGUGCCUACCGCUUCGUGAAGGAGAACGAGACGCUGUUCGAGCUGUGCUUCGUGCCCUUCGUGUGCUGGAUCGUGUGCACCGUUCUGCACCGGCAGCUCGAGCUCGGCCAGGACCUGUCGCGCACCUCAAAGACCACCACGUCCGUGUACCUGUCUUUCGUCGCCAUCGUACUGAGCAAAAAGUUCACCGACAACGCAGCCCGUGCGCAGGGCGAGCUGCUCAGGCUGUGCCUCCUGGCCCGCGAGGGCGUCCUCAGGCGCAAGGCGCAGUUCACCGACAAGGACCUGGGUCGACUGGAACUUCACGGCUCCGAAGUCCAGAGGCUGUUUCUGAGCAAGAAGGAGCUGCCGGGCCUGCAGAAGAUUGACGUCACCUACCAGUUCAUGGACCACAGCUUCCAGGAAUUCUUCACCGCGAUGUCCUACCUGCUGGAGGACCGGGGGGCUCCCGGGACUCCAGCCGGGGGCGUGGGGGAGCUGCUUUCGGGAAAAGUCGAGGUGCGCCGCCACCUCACGCUCACCACGCGCUUCCUCUUCGGGCUGCUGGGCACACAGAACGACAUCAAGGUCCCUUUCAGCUUCAGGGCGUCAGAGCGCGUGAAACAGGACGUCCUGAGGUGGGUGCAAGGCCAGGGCCUCCCGAGGCCGGCGCCAGAGGGCGCGGGGAAAGCCGACGCCCUGGAGGGCGCGGAGGAGGCCGAGGAGCAGGAGGAGGGCGAGGAGCAGGAGGAGGGCGAGGAGCGGAGCGACGCCCUGGAGCUGCUCUACUGCCUGUACGAGGCGCAGGAGGACGCCCUCGUGACCCAGGCCCUGCGCACCCUCCCGGAGCUGGUGCUGGAGGGGGUGCGCUUCCACCGCAUGGACCUGGCGGUCCUGAGCUACUGCGUGCGGUGCUGCCCCGCGGGGCAGGCCCUGCGGCUGGGUCACUGCGCACUGGCCCCAGCGCAGAAGAAAAAGAAGAGAAGCCUGAUGAAGCGGCUGCAGGGCAGCCUGGGCGGCAGCUCCAGUUCUCAAUCCUCUUCAAGAAAACCCCAGGCCUCUGCGCUACGUCCACUCUGUGAGGCCAUGACCAGCCAGCAGUGCGGUCUCAAGAGCCUGACGCUGUACCACUGCAAACUCCCCGACUCCGUGUGCCAAGACCUCUCUAGGGCCCUGAAGGAGGCCCCCGCCCUGACUGACCUGGGCCUCCUCCACAACGCGGUCAGUGAGGCAGGCCUGCGCAAGCUGAGUGAGGGCCUGGCCUGGCCCCAGUGCCAGGUGCAAACGCUCAGGCUGCAGCAGCCGAGCCUGCAGGACACACUCCUGGUCGGCCUGCUUCGGCAGAGCCCUGCCCUGACCACCCUGGAUCUCAGUGGCUGCCAGCUGCCGGGACCCACCGUGACCUGCCUGUGUGUGGCCCUGAAGCACCCAGAAUGCCGCCUGCAGAACCUCAGGCUGACCUCCGUGGAGCUGAACGAGCAGUCACUGCUGGAGCUGCGGGCUGUGAGGACAGCAAAGCCGGGUCUGGUCAUCACACACCCAGCACUGGACAGCCAGCCCUAGACUCCCAAGGGAUUCAGCAGUGCCUGCUGAGGCCCCGGAGCCCAGAGCAGCAGGGAGGACUCGA
Messenger RNA from Manis pentadactyla (Chinese pangolin), 2899 nucleotides. RefSeq names its product NLR family pyrin domain containing 6 (gene NLRP6). NCBI's taxonomy places the organism in Eukaryota, Metazoa, Chordata, Mammalia, Pholidota, Manidae. The transcript has 8 exons. Gene Ontology annotation, biological process: acute inflammatory response; regulation of inflammatory response; response to bacterium. Gene Ontology annotation, cellular component: cytoplasm; canonical inflammasome complex. The record is from RefSeq and is a predicted model, not a curated record. Bases 193 to 2835 code for a protein of 880 amino acids. Gene Ontology annotation, molecular function: vasopressin receptor activity; peptide binding.